Eutrema salsugineum is the source of this 1049-nucleotide messenger RNA. RefSeq lists its product as uncharacterized. The coding region runs from base 64 to 771 and encodes 235 amino acids. The transcript has 5 exons. Lineage: Eukaryota; Viridiplantae; Streptophyta; Magnoliopsida; Brassicales; Brassicaceae. The record is from RefSeq and is a predicted model, not a curated record.
AAGCUCACGUCAGAAUCGGGUUAAACUGUGUCUCCGAGAAGCAGCUACUCUAGGGUGCCGAUCAUGGCCGGUUCUGUUUCUACGGAGGAGGAUUCCUCUCGCCCAGAGAAGACGCCGAAGUUGGACGGAAAAGCCAUCGUAGAAUCAAAACCAUCUUCCACAUACGCCAGACUCCGUGUUUGGGAGCCUGAAAAGGAUGAAUAUGUACGACAGUAUCUCUUGUUUCACUAUCAGUUCCACAAAACCCAGGGUUUUGGGAUUGAGUGGGACAAAUUCGAUUACUUUUUCAAUCUUUGUGACCCUUACGAUGGGGCACCACCAAUCAGUGGGACAGAAGAACGGAGCAACGAGGAAGUGAUUAAGGAAGUGACGCUCACGGCCAUUGAUAAAUACAACCAAGAGAAUGGAACAAACCUUGUGUUUGUUGAGCAUGUCUCGGCGAAUUUCUCGUUUUCUGGUUAUUUGGCACACUGGAUCACAUUCUGGGCUAGAGAUAUGUCUUCUCCUUCUCAUGAGUCGAAACUCUAUCAAGUUAAAACAUUAGAGCGUGGUGGUUCGUUUCAGAUUCCCAUUUUCAGGGUCAAGCCGACAGAUGAAGAGAUGAUGGCAGCUCCUAUUCACGUGGAUCCUCCCUUCCCCAUGUAUCACGACAUAGAUAAACCCCCAAUUGUCUUCCGUCUAGCUGGUCCUGGAGAGGUUCCCGUGCCUGGAACCCCCUUUGUUUUCGAUCGAGAUGGCGUUGAAGUUAUCGGGUCAGAUGAAGAUGAAUGAAAACAGUUACAUCAAGAAGACAACAACAUUGUUGUCAAUGAAGUAAAUGAACAGAAAUUGUUCUUGCAUAAGACAAGUUUUGGGUUCCCUUAUUAUAGAUUAAAUGUUUAGAGCCGAGGAGAUAUCCAUUUCAAUUAUUGUAUGUAUAUCCAUCAAAGGGUAUCCUAUCUCUUCCUUACCUUUGUGCCUUGAUGAGCUUUUCUUUCUCUAUGUAUGUCAUUCUGAUUUUUUUUGGAGUCAUACUUGAAAAACAUAUUUAUUACAGUUUGUUACUAACA